Aspergillus fijiensis CBS 313.89 is the source of this 471-nucleotide messenger RNA. RefSeq lists its product as uncharacterized. Lineage: Eukaryota; Fungi; Ascomycota; Eurotiomycetes; Eurotiales; Aspergillaceae. The transcript is spliced from 2 exons. Bases 1 to 471 code for a protein of 156 amino acids. The record is from RefSeq and is a predicted model, not a curated record.
AUGAAGUUCUCCACCACCCUCAUUUCCGCCGCCGUCUCCCUCCUGACCAGGCCCCAGCUGGUCUCCGCGCUCUGGUCGUGCAGCGAGCUCUCCAAGCUGGGCGACACCGCCAUCGAUGGCACCGCCUACAUCCACUACACCUCCAUCCGCGACAGCAGCUACAAGGCCAACGGCGAGGGUGCUGCCGAGCCAUGGAUCGCAAUCUGCACCCCCAGCGACGACUCCUGGAGCCAGCAGGACUUCGGUCUCCCGUGCACCAACAGCGCGGGCGGCAGCCAGCCCUACACCUUCUCCUCCUCCGAGACCGGCCUCGGCGCCAGCCUCGUCGUCUACAGCGGCGAGGGCUGCGAUGCGAGCGCCUCCGACCUGCAGGGCGGGUACAUCUCCUUCGACGGGACGACCAAGGAGCUGAACUCGGACUGUGGCACGCGCAACAAGGGCGUCACCUGCCAGUUCUCUUACUCGGCUUAG